Messenger RNA from Morchella importuna, 816 nucleotides. RefSeq lists its product as uncharacterized. The record is from RefSeq and is a predicted model, not a curated record. The transcript is spliced from 5 exons. Gene Ontology annotation, cellular component: nucleus. Lineage: Eukaryota; Fungi; Ascomycota; Pezizomycetes; Pezizales; Morchellaceae. The coding region runs from base 1 to 816 and encodes 271 amino acids.
AUGCUCGCGCUCGUCGAUUACACCUCUGACAGCGAUUCUGAAUCAGAACAAAAACCAUCCACACCACCUCCUCCACAAUCGCAGCCACAAAGACCCGGACUUUCUGCAUUACUUCCAAAACCCAAGGGUGCACGGAAGACUGCCGGGGGUGGUGGCGAGGAUAGUGGCCCUAAAAAAAUAAUCGUUAACCUUCCAAAACUCAAUGACAAUGAGGUCGAUGAUGGACCUCCGACGAAAAAAACAAAGAUUGGAGGGAGUUCAGCUACAAAACAAAAGGUUUAUUUAUUUGGGGCAGGUCCAAGCCUGUCGCCUUCCACGAAAAUAACAACAAAAUCUAUAGCUCCAGGCGAAUACCAGCCAAUAAUGCUCAUGGCCGCAACACCCGCGAAUAAACCAAAGGGGACGUCUGGUGCUCGAGAUGAAAGCCCCUACUUCGAAGAGACAAAUGGAGUCAUAAAUCCUGAAUCGAAUUCAGUCGGCACCAGUGUUGAAAAUGUACCACAAGACCUAGAGACAGUUGCACGAGAAGCUGGCCUUGAUGACGCUGCAAUGCGCCAGCUCUAUGGCCGACGAGGCCGCGGAAAUGCCCCCAUCAAUAUCACCAAUUACAGUGUGGAUCAGGAAUAUAAUAAUAAUGAACUCAGCAGGUCAAUGGGGCUACUAGAAGAAGUAAAACCUGUCAGAAGCAUUGCUCCAGGGAAACACCAGCUUUCCUCAUUACUCAAUGCCGCACAAUCGCAAAGGGGUGCUUUGGAAGACGCCUUUGCCCAAGGGAAAAGGAACAAGAAAGAGGCCGGCUCCAAAUAUGGAUGGUAA